AUGACACGCACCGCUGGAGACUUGAUGGAUGAGCUCGCCGCCGCAUACGGUCAGAAAUGGUUCCAGGAGCGGGUGCGAAAAUGUGCUCGAGAUUCCGGCUUCGAGCGGUCUGUUUUCUUGAUGCGACUCAAGGAUGUGGCCUUUGAAGUUCAGAAGCCCGUCCUGGAGAAGUGGGGUUUUGAGGGCAACGAGCACGGAGUUCGUGAGAUGACCGCUGCCAUCCGCGAGCAUGCCGGUAGAAGUGGCAAGGACAUGCCUCAGUGGCUGAAGGAGAAGCAAGACAGGUGCUUAGAGCUCUUGUAUGGUGGCCCAGAAGGCUACCAACUGACGAUUCUUGCUGUGCACGCGCUGUGCACUGCUGUUUGUAAGCAUUGGCUCAUUAUGAUAGAGUGGUUAGAGAACUGGGCGAACAGGUGGACUUCCAGACAUCUCCGGAAUGACAUCACUGAAGGCACCGCGUGGCGCCUGUAUGUGGACGUCACUGGACAGAUCCCCGAGAACUGGACCGCUGAAGAGCUCCGCAAGUGCUUCGAGAAGUGGCCCCGUCGCAAAGAGAACUCUGCAAAGCGCAAAAGGCGAUCGCAUAGGCGGCGUCGCGGCUUGGUCUUCGCAUGUUGUCAUGUGGACGACACGGAUGCAACAGAGGCUGUGCAGCUGUGCCGCAGGGCCACAAGGCGCUUGCGCAUCUCUUGUAUCGCACGGCAGGCAAUCAAGGAGAUGAAUGGCACGAAGUAUGAGGCCAAUCGGAGCAGGGAGGAGGCCCGCAGCGCUCGCAUGCGAACGAUGACGAAGACGUCGCUCUCGAUCCAGGUCACGAUCUUCUCGGCCGCGGUUGGGCCCUUUGAUGCCGUUUACACGCCUUGUCGUGUUGCAUCCUUGGAAGGCGGCAGAGAUGCGAGUCGAGUGACAGCGGGCGACGGCGCAGGUGUCGAAGCAGCCGCAGUCGCAGUCGAAGUCGGCAUCGUUGACUCGGAGAAAAGUGGGGUUUGUCAGUUGGUGGACUUGGAUUUUGGCCUCGACUGCGACCCCGUUGCACUUGCACUCGCCGAACGACUCGUACUACUGGCUUCCCACCCGGUGACAGCCGUUGAAGCCAUGGCUGAUGGAGGGGAGGUCUUGCUGAGAAGAGGGGGAGAAAGGCACAACACAACCAGGUUUGUGAAAGGUACCAAUGCAAAGAAGCCACCAAACUUCGAAGGAACGGGGGUUAUCGCCCUGUUCAAGCAUCCGCUCUCCAUCUUCAUGAUCUGCGUCCCUUUCGGCAUCUGGUCCUACUUCUUCAAGUGGGAUCCCGCCUACACGUUUUGGCUCAACUUCUUCGCAAUGCUUCCAAUGGCCAAAAUCUUGGGAGACAUCACGGAGGAGCUGGCAGCCGGCUUGAGGAACGACCUUCUCGCCGGCCUGAUCAAUGCCACUUUCGGGAAUGCAGUGGAGAUGGUCAUCACGGUGCAGACGCUGCGCGGCGGCCUCUAUGCGGUGGUGAAAGCGACGCUUCUAGGCUCCGUUCUGUCAAAUGUGCUGCUGGUGCUGGGGAUGUCCUUCCUCUUCGGUGGCUUAGUGGGUGUCAAUGGGAAGACAGAAGAGCAAGCAAAGGUGAAGGAUGCGGAAUCCCUGGAGAAGGAAGCCACAGGAGGUUACAGCAUGGUUGCCGAGAAGGUGCAAACCUUCAAAAUCCUUGGAGCCAUGGUGAAUACCUCGAUGCUCUUGCUGUCGUGCCUUUCGUUCACCCUGGUGACGGUGUUCGGCACGAUGCUGGAAGAUCAUUACAAGUUCAACCACAGUGACCUCGAAGAGGUGAUGCUGCCAAUCUCUCGGACCUGCUCCAUAAUCAUCGUCUCUGCCUACGUCGCGUACAUCGUCUUCCAGCUGUUCACGCACCGAACCGUCAUGGCAGAAGGAGGCGACGGCGACGACGAGGAGGAGGAAAGUUCAAUAUCAGUGACCACAGCAGCCGUACUCCUGUUCGCAAUGACAGCAGUUGUCGCGUUCUGUUCGGAGCUACUAGUAGAUUCGAUUGAGAGCAUGACGGCACGGGCGCACAUGGGUGAGCACUUCAUCGGAAUCAUUCUCUUGCCCAUUGUGGGCAAUGCAUGCGAGCACGCUGCGGCCGUGCGCUUUGCCAUGCAGGACAAGCCUGGUCUAUCGAUCGGGAUCGCAGUUGGAUCUUCCACGCAAAUAGCUCUCUUUGUAGUCCCCUUCUCUGUUCUCGUGGGAUGGGCCAUCGACAAGCCGAUGGACUUGAACUUCGGGGCCCUCAACGUCACGGUGAUGACGCUUAGCGUCAUAGUUGUCCUUUCCAUGGUGGUGGAUGGCCAGUCCAACUGGCUGCAAGGCUACUUGCUCUGCGCAGCCUAUGCCGUCAUAGCUGUUUUGUUUUGGUAUGUGCCAAACUCUAACUCCAUCUGA
Symbiodinium sp. CCMP2456 is the source of this 2406-nucleotide messenger RNA. NCBI's taxonomy places the organism in Eukaryota, Dinophyceae, Suessiales, Symbiodiniaceae. The record is from the annotation of a GenBank genome assembly.